Messenger RNA from Sitophilus oryzae (rice weevil), 1257 nucleotides. RefSeq names its product sorting nexin-16 (gene Snx16). NCBI's taxonomy places the organism in Eukaryota, Metazoa, Arthropoda, Insecta, Coleoptera, Curculionidae. Gene Ontology annotation, molecular function: phosphatidylinositol binding. The coding region runs from base 225 to 1049 and encodes 274 amino acids. Gene Ontology annotation, biological process: endosome to lysosome transport; early endosome to late endosome transport; protein targeting to lysosome. Gene Ontology annotation, cellular component: late endosome; early endosome; extrinsic component of endosome membrane. The transcript has 5 exons. The record is from RefSeq and is a predicted model, not a curated record.
UGCUUUGGUCUACUGGUCUUGUUUUUGUUCUCAAUUUCUUGUUAAUUGUUUGGUUUCGACAAUCCAUUUGUGUUAAUUUCUCCGUUUUCGAUGUGAAGUGGUGCUCCAACAUGUAUUUUCUAAAAUCGUUGAAGUGAAACGCACAUUUAUUCAUCGGUAGAGAAUAAAAUGUAAAAGAAAUACCUUGAUGUCUUUGAGUGGGACUGUUUUUUAUUUUAUUUACCAUGGAUAACAGAGGCAAAGCAACAAAACAAAAUUCCGAAGAAAUUGUAGAAAACGGGGAUGCAAAGAAUGGAAACGUAGCUUUCGAUGGAGCUGAAGAAGCUGUUUCCACUGAUUCCGAUGAGUAUUUAGCAAACCCCUUACGAUAUAGAAACUAUGAUUUAAACAGCUCUACUGCCUCAAAUGUAACCCUUUUAGCUCAGAGUAUGACUAUUGCCGAUCACAACAGUUUUACUCAUCAAACAGAUGAUAAUGUGUCUUAUACGACUAGUGAUAUCUUAAACCCCAUACAAAUACCCAUAGUGGGCUAUGAAAUUAUGGAAGAGCGUGCUCGUUUUACUGUAUACAAACUUCGAAUUGAAAACAAGAUUAACGGUGAUUGCUGGUACGUGUUUCGACGGUAUACGGAUUUUGUGAGGCUUUGUAACAGACUAAGGAACAAAUUUCAAGAUGUUGUUAGGCAUUUACCAAGGAAAAGAUGGUUAAAAAAUAAUUUUGAUCCGAUUUUUCUCGAGGAAAGAAUCAAUGGGCUCCAAUCUCUAGUAAAUGCAAUUUUACAAGUACCUGAAUUGGUUAGUUCCAUAGAAAUACAAGAGUUUUUCUGUCUGAAUGAGCCCCCAAUGCAUUCUGAGAGUAAUGGCGAGUCGAGGGCAGUUUUUGAGGCUUUGGAAGACACAAUAUCUGACUUAAAGUUGCAGCUUAAAGAGAAAGAUGUGGUUAUAGAUAAUUUACAGGAAAAAAUGCAGAGUUUGUUGAAUGAAAAUGAAAAUUUGAAGAAAUCUAUGAGAGCUAACAUAUCCAAAGAGGUAUCAUCAGGAACGCAAUAACUAAUAUCAAGUAUUAAAGAAAUGAAUUAGGAAUAUAUAUAUUUUUAUAUUAUAUUAGUUUAAAAACAAGUGACAAUAUGUUAGGACGUUGCAAUAAGGAUUAAUAUAGUUUUGUGAAUAGUGUUUUAAUGUUAAAUCAGUUACCUUGUAUUUUAUACAGAACAUUUAUAGUUGUAAAUAAUUUAUUAAACAAUUUUUAUAAUGUUAA